Messenger RNA from Rotaria sp. Silwood1, 255 nucleotides. NCBI's taxonomy places the organism in Eukaryota, Metazoa, Rotifera, Eurotatoria, Philodinida, Philodinidae. The record is from the annotation of a GenBank genome assembly.
AUGUCCCAAGCUGAAUUCGAUAAAGCUGCUGAAGACGUGAAAGUUUUAAAUAAUAAAUUAUCGAAUGAUGAUUUACUUAAACUCUAUGGUCUUUAUAAACAAGCAACUAUUGGUGAUAACAAUACCAAUAAACCAAGCAUGAUUGAUUUGAAAGGCAAAGCUAAAUGGGAAGCUUGGGAUAAAAAUAAAGGCAAAGCUAAAGAAGUUGCUCAACAAGAAUAUGUUGCUUUAGUUCGAGAGUUUCAAACUAAAUAA